This is a messenger RNA of Gopherus flavomarginatus (Mexican gopher tortoise), 951 nucleotides long. It is a transcript of the gene RDH8, whose product is annotated as retinol dehydrogenase 8. The record is from RefSeq and is a predicted model, not a curated record. NCBI's taxonomy places the organism in Eukaryota, Metazoa, Chordata, Testudines, Testudinidae. Gene Ontology annotation, cellular component: cytoplasm. Bases 1 to 951 code for a protein of 316 amino acids. The transcript is spliced from 6 exons. Gene Ontology annotation, molecular function: estradiol 17-beta-dehydrogenase [NAD(P)+] activity. Gene Ontology annotation, biological process: estrogen biosynthetic process.
AUGGGGAGCGCGGGGCCGAGGACGGUGCUGGUCACGGGCUGCUCCUCGGGCAUCGGGCUCCGUCUGGCCGUGCAGCUGGCACAGGACCCCGGCCAUCGCUACCAGGUCAUUGCCACCAUGCGGGACCUGCAGAAGGCGGCGAAGCUGGAGCAGGCCGCGGGCACGGCCCUGGGCAGGACCCUCAGCGUCCGGCGCCUGGACGUCUGCAGCGACGCCUCGGUGGCCGAGUGCCUGGGCAGCCUCCCCGAGCGCCGGGUGGACGUGCUGGUGAACAACGCGGGCGUGGGGCACAUCGGGCCCAUCGAGAGCAUCAGCAUCGCGGAGAUGAAACGCGUCUUCGAGACCAACUUCUUCGGGGCCGUGCGCAUGGUGCAGGCCGUGCUGCCCGCCAUGAAGCAGCGCCGGAGCGGGCACAUCGUGGUGAUGAGCAGCGUCAUGGGGCUGCAGGGCAUCGUGUUUAACGACGUCUAUGCAGCCUCCAAGUUCGCCAUGGAGGGUUUCUGCGAGAGUCUGGCCGUGCAGCUGCUUCAGUUCCACGUCUUCGUGUCCCUGGUGGAGCCGGGCCCGGUGGACACAGGCUUUGAGCAGAAGCUGAUGGAGGACGUGUCCCGCUCCGAGUUCCCCGGCACCGACCCGGCCACGCUGCACUACUUCCAGGAGGUGUAUCUGCCGGCCUCCCGCGAGAUCUUCUCCACCAUGGGCCAGAGCCCCGAGGCCGUGGCCAAGGCCGUGGUGCAGGUGAUCGGCGCGGCUCGCCCCCCCUUCCGCACGCUCACCAACCCGCUGUACACGCCGCUGACGGCGCUGAAGUACGCCGAGCCCUCGGGGGAGCUGUCCGUGCGCACCUACCACAACCUGCUCUUCAACUACGGUGCACUCUUCCACCUCAGCAUGCGGGCCCUGCGCUGCCUGACCUGCCAGUGCUUCCGCCGCAGGGUCGCCCCGGCCUGA